AUGGACUUUGGCAUAACUUUGUCUCAUUUUUCGCAUUCCACGGUCGGCUGUCCCGUAUGUGUCUCGAACCUCCGAAAAGAGCCUUAUUGGCCUUUAGACCCCUACCAUCCACCCCAUUUCCCGACUAUUGAAACAUUGCGCACUGGCCUUGCACCGCGAUACCAUUCAAAGGUGUUAGCUUGGUUCCAAGCGUCCCGAUCCGCCGCGUUAGUCAUCUCCCUCAGUUUGGAGAGGAAACAAAAACUAGUCUCUGAGGCUACUGUAUCACACACAAGAGAGGCUCAGUCCCGGUCUCAGAACGAAAUCGGGGGUUUGAACGUCGAGUGUUUUGGGGCAUGGAUCCUUGUGUUUGCAGGGAUACAAGAAUCGAGAAAAGCAAAUGCAGAAGGGCGGAUGGCGAUGGUGAAGGAACAGCAUGGUGGUAAUAAUACUGUUGCAUGGAUUCGAGCUGUGUUGCAGACAAGUGUAGACAACUCAUACUUUACGACUGCACCCUUAAAAAGAUUUGAUCAUUUCGACGCAACCAAUUCUCCAGUUGUGACCUUGCAAUUUGCGCCUCAACAAGUCUUUAGCCUUUUCCAUUGGUUUCGAAAUCAUCUCAACCUAAUUCCUGCUCUACGAUAA
Paracoccidioides lutzii Pb01 is the source of this 624-nucleotide messenger RNA. RefSeq lists its product as hypothetical. The transcript has 3 exons. Bases 1 to 624 code for a protein of 207 amino acids. The record is from RefSeq and is a predicted model, not a curated record.